AUGCGGACACCGCCGCAACAACACGCCGUCCACACACCUCCGCACGGAAUAUCUGCCCAGCCGUUGGCAAUGGCCCAACAGCAGCACCAACAGCUGCUCCAGCAAUCCCAGCAGUCCCAGCAACAGAGAAGCGUCAAGCGCCCGAGACCAGUCAAGUCUUGCACAGAGUGCCGAAAACGAAAGUUGAGAUGCGAUCGCCUUCUUCCGUGCUCCCAAUGCCAAAAGUCAAGUCGCAUUUGUAAAUACGCUGCCGACCAUGACCCAGCAAACCUGUCAGAUGCCUCCGACACCGAGGCAGUGGAUUCCGUGAGCAGGCCGAUCAAGAGAACCUGUCCCCCCGGCUCCGGCUCCGGCUCCGGCUCCGCAAACGCAAACGCAAAUGCAAACGCAAACGCAAACGCAAACAACCCAUCCGGUAUCAACGAAGCCGCAGCAACACCGGCCAAGAAUGGCGGAUCCCCGGGCCUGCCCGUGCUGGAAGAAUUGACCUUAAGAAUGGAGCGGCUGGAAAGGCACAUGCAGGGUCGCAGCCCUGCCCCGACAGACAUGAGUGGAGGCAGGAUCCUGUACGCAGCCGAUAGUACCGUCAGAGGGUUGACCGUCAAACGAGGCGGCAUGACGACUCGCUUCUUUGGCCAACAUAGUCCAAGAGUAAUGCUUAAUGUGUUUCCAGAAGCGCGAGCGUUUCUUUCGGGACAACUUCAAAGGAACGCCGUCGAUGUACUUCUUCGAAACUUUCGACUUUUGCACAAACAUCGGCAAGACGAAUUGCACAUGGCAAUGAAGCCCAUAACUGUAUUUGUCGAUUCGAUGAUGCCGGUGCAUAAGCGCAUGACGGAUAUCCUCCCGAAAAAGGACAUUUGUGACCGUCUUGUCACAAUGUACUUUGAUACCUCGGAGACUAUAUACAGAAUCCUUCACGCGCGGACGUUUUAUGACGCAUACAACAUGUAUUGGGAGGGCAAGCUGCAAUCCGAGACGUUUUUACCCCAGCUUCUCUGCGUCUUGUCCGUCGCCUCCCGGUUCGAAACCAAGUCGAGAGGCAUGGGUCACGAGCGUAGCGAUGGGGUUCACAUACCCACUGCAUGCGCCCUCAUUCAGAGCUGGCUGGAUAACCUCAAGGGCAAGCAGCUCGUUGACAUUAGCACGGUGCAGGUGCAGAUUCUGCUGAUACACGCGUCCAGAAUGAUUACCCCGAGACUGCAGGACUCGUGGACCAAGCUGGGCUACGUGCUCAGGCUGGCGAUGAGCAUGGGUAUGCACCGAGACCCCUCCGAAUUCGAGCCUAGGAUGCCGGUGUUUUGGGGCGAGAUACGCCGGAGACUUUGGUUCACCUUGGCGGACAUGGACCUGCACAUGUCAAUCGCCUGCAACAUGCCCUCCCUGCUUCGAGACGGCGACUUUACCUGCAAACCCCCUCGAAACCUCAACGAUUCCGAAAUCUUCCUCAGCAUGCAUGAGUUACCCACGACGCGACCCAUCGACCAGAUGACGGACAACCAGAUGCAAGUCUAUGCAGCCAUAACACUUGCUGCCCGAAUGCGGGUUGCUCCUCUCGUCAACCGCAUCGACUCUCUCCGAGAUUUUUCCGAGGUCCUGGACGUCGGAACCAAGCUAGAGCGCUUCCUCGACGACAUCAACUACAUUUUCCCGCGGCAGGGCUCAUACAGCGCCUCCCAGAAGAGCAAGCAGUGGAGGAGCCGCGUCAUCCUGGACAUGCACGUGAGGCGGCCGCUCCUAGCGCUCUACCGACCUCUGGCCUUGGGAGCCGCCGACGUGCCGUUGGAGAUAUCGCGAGCCUUUCUGAAAUCGUCGGUCGUGAUACUAAAGUACAUGGAUGAGCUGGAUCCGUCACUGGCACAGUUUCACGAGGUUGCGGAAAUGUAUCACCAGAUUCUGAAACCCGACAUUAUCUAUUCGUCACUGAGCCUCUGCUACUACAUCCAGCCCGCUGUCCGGCAGAAUUCCGAACUGCUGGUGCUGGGCAACUCGGGUGGCCAACACGUGCCGACAGAAACCUCGGACGAGCUGUCCUUGAGCUCUGGCGAGAGCAUGGUGCCGUGGUCACCACUGCGCCUGAUAUCGACGGUUCAGGAAAGCUUGGACCUGCUCAUCAAGUUUAUGAGUGGCAGCGAUACCAAGGAUAUCUUGUGUGUUGCCACCGUCUUGGAGAGCGUCAAAUGCCCUGACCCAAAGGUUCAAGACAUGACGCGCAAUCUUUACGCCGUGCUUGACGCUUGCUUACGGUCAUCGGGCAUGACAAAGGACAAACUCCGCUCGGUAACCAUGGAUCAUUACGGUCCCGCAGAUUCGUACAUGCACGGUCAAACAUCGUACGGCUAUUCAAACAGCAAUAUGGGACAAGGGAAUGCGACUGCCCAUCUUGCGGGAUGGACCUUGUGGGAAGGCUGGGACUUGUAG
Ustilaginoidea virens is the source of this 2421-nucleotide messenger RNA. RefSeq lists its product as uncharacterized. Gene Ontology annotation, biological process: DNA-templated transcription; regulation of transcription by RNA polymerase II. The record is from RefSeq and is a predicted model, not a curated record. Gene Ontology annotation, cellular component: nucleus. The transcript has 2 exons. NCBI's taxonomy places the organism in Eukaryota, Fungi, Ascomycota, Sordariomycetes, Hypocreales, Clavicipitaceae. The coding region runs from base 1 to 2421 and encodes 806 amino acids. Gene Ontology annotation, molecular function: DNA-binding transcription activator activity, RNA polymerase II-specific; RNA polymerase II cis-regulatory region sequence-specific DNA binding; zinc ion binding.